AUGACUCAAUGCCAUCAACGUCUGAAUCAAAUACAAAAGCAAUAUCAUCUUAAUAUACUGAAAAGACAACUCUAUAUUUUCAUUGAUAAAUAUGAUGAUAGUAUGAAUGCUGUCCUUAAAAACCAGCCACUACUCCGAGAUCUUUCUAUUCAUAACAAAAUUAAAGCAGAAGCCAAAAUUAAAUUAAUGGAAAAUUCGUUUAAACGAUUUUUCAGUAUGUUAAAGACUGCUUGUGAUGAAUCCAUAGCUCGUAUUUUUCUAACUGGUGUGACUCCUUUCGUUAUGGCUGAAUUCACCUCAGGUUUUAACAUUUCAGAAAAUUUGACACUAAAAAAAGGAUUUUGGGACUUGUAUAGAUUUAAGAAAUCAGAAAUUGAGUUUCUCUUAAAUAAGAUUUUUGGAAAUAGUUUAUCAGAUAAUAUUAAAAAGGAAAUAAUGUUUUUGUUAAAGAAGGAAAAUGAUGGGUAUUUUUUUCACUGUAAUCAACCUGAAGGAAUUUACAACCCUGCACGUAUCCUAUACAGUAUCAGACAAUUGAUGUUCCAAAAGAAAGAAAUGGAUGUUGGUCAGGAUCCUUCAGUAAUUUUUACUACACUUAAUAAUUUCCCUUUUGACCUACAAACAUUGCCUGCUCAAACAAUAUUGGACUUAAUAGUUAACAAUCCUCUUGGAAAAUCCAUUCUUACUGAAGCACUCAAUCGACGUCCUCUCAAUUCUAAACAUGGCAUAGAACAACGAUUUCAACUCACCAAUAUUCGUGAACUACCAAUUAAUCGUAUUUCAUUAUUAUCAUUCAUGUUCUAUAAUGGAGCUAUCACAUAUCAACCAAACUCAUCACCUGCAUCAUUACAACACAAUUUUGAAAUACCAAAUUGUGUUGCUAAAAAAGAGUUUAUUACAGAGGCAUUUAAGAUUUAUGGUUGGAAAGAAGAGGAUUUAAUACCUGUACAUCCGUUAUUGUCUGCAAAUUUUGGAGGCAGAAUAUAA
Molecule: messenger RNA, 987 nt
Organism: Rhizophagus irregularis DAOM 181602=DAOM 197198
Lineage: Eukaryota; Fungi; Glomeromycota; Glomeromycetes; Glomerales; Glomeraceae
Source: RefSeq, a predicted model, not a curated record